Messenger RNA from Oreochromis niloticus (Nile tilapia), 8407 nucleotides. RefSeq names its product V-set and immunoglobulin domain containing 8a (gene vsig8a). Lineage: Eukaryota; Metazoa; Chordata; Actinopteri; Cichliformes; Cichlidae. The coding region runs from base 6985 to 8151 and encodes 388 amino acids. The record is from RefSeq and is a predicted model, not a curated record. The transcript is spliced from 7 exons.
UAACCUCAUAUAAUCUCCAACUUGGAGCACAGCUCACCAGGUGGCUUUCACUUUAAUUACGACUGCUGGAGCUAUUAGUCAGCGACUGCCUGAGAGAAGUGAGUUAGAAGCUAAAAUAUCGAACUCCUUCAGUGAACGAAUGGCAAAUCUUUAUGUAAGCACCAGUCACAUCACUGCUUUCGCAACACACCAGGAGUGGCGUUCAACAGAUCAUCUGCUUAAGCCAUCUGCUCCUUGCUGGGGGACUGCAGGGUUCUCGUUGAGAUCAUCUUCAGUCGUUGCCAACUGCUGGUCUGGUAUUUUCACAUGCUUCCAUCUCCUGUCUUUUUUCUUUUUUGGGGGGGAAACACCAUAUACCAUGACCAUGUAUGACUGAUCCUUUAAAAGACAUAACUGAGCACUUAUUGAAAUACACCUCUUUACAUUACAAGACAUCUCUUUACAUGAUGUCUUUUUAGAGCAAUUCCACAAUUAACCAAUGUCAAGAAAAUGAUGCAUCUCAAUUAGCCAUAUCUCAUACAAUGUGAAGUUAAUGUGUGCUAUUUUUACAUCAACACAUUAUAUGGUAUGUGUAUCUGUGGGGCAUCAUUGAAAAGCCACGCCUCAACAAAGCAUCUCCACCCACUGCAGGGAAAAACAUAAUGAGCUGGAAUGAAUAAUUUUAAACCGAAUAAUUCACACAACAUGUACCAGAAAGCUAAGAUACAUCAGGAGCUGAUAAUAAUCAUCUCAUGGGUAUAAAAAUCUACAAUCUUUGUCUUGGAGCACUAAGCCACUUUUUUAUGAAGUGCCAUGUAGCGUUUGCAAGAAGCAAAUCACCAUAAAGUACCUGAACUUAAGGUUACCUAUGAAUGCAACUGGACUGAGGAGCAAAGUUUACACAGUUUAAAAGAAGCUCAGCAGUUUAGAUGGAUUUAUCAAAACAGGCUUCCCUAUGACCACAUUUCAGAUAAAAUAUGUUGCUAAUGUUUACCUGACUAUGAAAUGUGCAGAGAAAAUGUGAAGAGGACAACCUCCUGUACACAGGGAUUUUCCCAACAAAGCCAAUUGUACAGGCAAACAAUUAUGUGCAAGACAGCAGUAGACUUUACAUUCUGCCAGCAUAUGAGCUACUGCUAAGCCAAGAGGAAACAAUAACCUGCAAAAUCAAUGUAUCCCAUAAUAUUCAUGCACAAGCACAAUAAACCACAAUAAAACCAUCAUGGUGGAGCUGCCAGACAGUGCCAUACAGAAAAUUUAGGUCAUCCACAAUAAAUAUUAAACUCAUUAUCAAUAAAAAUGCAAAAGCAGCACCUGAAAUGAGUUCAACAUUUGUGCAGAAAUUAAUACCCAGGUCACAAAGGACAUCAACCCACUAUAAAAAUUUACUUAUUUUUUUUAUUUUUUAUUUUUGCUAACUGUAGCUUGCGGCAUCUAAGGUGAUAAUACACCCUUCUUUGGGAAAACCAAGGUGUUGACAACAGCAGGGAAAGACAAAAGAGUAUGGCAACUGAUAUGACUAACCACCCCCUGAGGAGUACCCUGUUUCUUUUUCCUCCUCUAAGCUGUUUUGUUUGUUCACUUUGUUAGCAGGCUAGGCAGCUUAAUAACGGAAUUAAGAGUGUUAUGUUGGAAGAUGCUACAGCAAAUUUAAGCCUGCACAGCAGAGCAAAGCAGUGCUUUUAGUUUACCUGUGGACAUGGGUGCUUGAGAUUACCAUGCACACUGGCCACACAUUUUGUUAAGUGGUGUUUCUGGACAGUUUACUACACUGCGCGUGCUCGAUGACAUUAUUGAUGUUCUCCAGAGUGAUGGAUGUCUGGAGUAUUUCUCCAAAACAAAGGGGUUUAAAUGUUGACUCAAUUAAAAGGACAAAGUUACUUUAGGGAGGCUGGGUAUUUGAAAUGAGACUGGAAUUCAAAUAUGCCUAAAAACACAUGGAUACAACCUUGCAUAUUAUUUGUUCCAUGAAACUAACCACAUAGUUGUGGUAGUUAUGUCCAAAUUAAAUCAAGUUUACCAGUAAUCAAAGAUGAAAACAAUAAUCAAAAUCUUGUAAAAUAAAUGAACUAAAUACCGUGAUAAGAUUCACAGUCAUGACUUGCAUGAAGAUGCUUAAGAAUAAAAUGAGGGGUUUUUUUAGAUUUUAUUCAGUGAGAGCUCUUCAAAAGUCUAGGGUUUGCAACUUCAAAAGCUGAGCUCUCUGUGGAAACACUAAGAGACUUAUAUGGGCUGACCUAAAAGGUCAAGGCCUUCUAGUCCAUUCAAAGCUUGCAAAACAAGCAGGAGAAGCCCUUUAGCCAAUUCUGAGUUGAACUGAAAGCCAGCAAUGAGGAUGAAGCACAAGGAUAAGGACCUGCCAGUUCCUUGAACAGAAAGCAGAUAAGCAGCAUUUAUACAUAAGUCAGUACCCCAAUCAGUCACAUCGGUUAACUCCCAUAAACAAAACUGUAUAUACAAUCUAUCGUAUAUUACUCUCAAGUGACUGCAGUAAUAAUGGGCAACACAGUGGUUAAUUGUUAGAACAACCAUAUGUAAUCAGUCUCAAGGAAAGCUGAGCAAAAAAGCUUUGAUUAGUAGUUAGCAUGAGCCCAGAUAGCUAACUGUUAUGCACUUUCACAUAAAAAAGAUGAUUGAUCAUCACAAUGAUCAACUUCUCAAUUUUGAUUCGGAAUAAAUUAGAUGUUUGAAUGCCCUUGAAUGAAUAGCAGCAGAGUUGGGAAGUAAUAAAGUACAAAUACUAAAUCUCUAUACUUCAGUAGAAUUUUAAAGUAUCUGUAUUUUACUUUUUAAUUUCAAUCCCUAAAAACAGAGUAAAAAUAACGAGAGUAAAACUUGUUUAAGUGGCAUGUAAUUUUAAAUGCAGCAUUUUAAACAGCUCAACAAAUAUGCACAAACACAAAACUGCCACACAAUGUCUGCUAGCUAAAGGUAUAACUGCUUAAUUUCCCAGGGAGAGAAAAGAAUUAACUUCACUCACAGAUGACAGAAGAUGUAAGAAAGACAGGACAGGAGAAUAAGAAGAGAGAUUUUUGUCAAAGGAAGGGUCUGCUCGGUGACAUUCAUUAAAUUUGAAAAUUAAAUCUUACAUUUAAUGUUCUAAUUCAUUCUAGGGGUUUGGAGAUCAGCCUUGAUAGCUCAUGAAACAUCUGGUUAUGUCUUAUUGAAUUCAGUUGGCUAAAAUCACAGAGAGCAAUGUAUCUCAGCAUGUAGGCAAGAGUGAACAGAGCUUUGUUGUUUUUCCUUUAAAAUAGUUUGAUUGGUUUGUUUCUGCCUGUGUUCUACAUAAUACAUGUUCAUGGCGUUUGAGUUCAUUAAAAUUUAACUUAAAGUUUGCAUUCUGUUAUAUUAAUAUUUUUUUUAUUAUGAUGUUAAUAUGAAAGAUGAGGGUUCAGUUAAAUUUGUAAAAAAAAUUAAAAAGAAAAAAAAAAGAAAAAAAAAAGAAUAAAUAGGUGCCAGCACAGCUUUCUGCAUCAGAUGAAGUAUUUGUUGAACUUUUAGAGCAACCUGACAGUAAUAAAUACAGUAGUCCAGCCUAGAAUUAUUAAAUGCAUAAACUAGUUUUUCAGUAUCACUCUGAUUCAGAAUUUUUCUAAUUAUAGAAAUAUUGCGCAAAUGCAAGAAAGCAGUCCUACAUAUUUGUUUAUCAAGCACACUGAGACACAUAUCAUGGUGAAAAAAGCCUUAAAGAUCUCUCAUAGUGUCAUGGGAGGCCAAGGCAAAGCUAUCCAGUGUAAGUAUCUGGUUAGGCACCAUGUUUCUAAGAAUUUUAGGGGAGCACUGGGGCCUUGAUGUCUUUAAGAUAUUCCUCUAGUUUAACUAAUUAGUGUGUGUCAUCUGGCUUUCUAGAUAGAUAAAGCUGGCUGUCAUCUGCAUAGCAAUGAAAUUUUAUGUGAUGUCUUCUAAUAAUACUGGCCAAGGGAAGCAUGUAUAAUGUAAAUGUUCCCAGCAAAGAGCCCUGUGGAACUCCAUAAUUAACCUUAGUGUGUGAAAAAACUCCUCAUGAACAAAUUGGAGUCUGUUAGAUAGAUAUGAUUUAAACCACCGCAGUGCAAUACCUUUAAUGCAUACAGCAUGUUCUAAGCACAAAAAUCAAAACAAAGGUCAUCCAUAAUCUUAACUUAUGUUGUUUCUGUAUUUUGAUGAAUUCUGAAUCCUGACUGAGACUCUUCAAAUAAACUAAUCCUCUGCAACUGAUCAUUUGGAUUUUUACAACUAGUUUUCAAGAAUUAGACAUAAAAUUCUAAAAUUGGGAAUAUGGGAACAGGGAUUGGCCUAUAAUUACCUGUAACAGCUGAGAUUGAUCAUAUUUAAGAUCAAAGUAUUAAUUAAUGGUAGGAAUUCUUUGACCAGUAUUGUAGGAAUGGGGUCUAAUACACCCCAUGGUUUGGAGUAUUUAGAUCAGAUUGGCUGGAACCUCCACUGGUACUUGAAUAAUUAAGCUAGUCGCCGUAAGCAGCACAAGCAAACUCAAGAGAUAGAUCUGUUAUUCACUUUGGUAAUCCGUGAACCUUAAUCUUAAAUAACUGCAACCUGAAGAACUUGUUUUAAACAAAGACAAAAGGCCAAUAUGAUAAUUCAGUUUGUAGGACAUAUUCUUAACAAAAAAGAAGUAAAAUAAUUACAAAAAACAUACAAAAGGGAAAAAAAAAGAUUUAUCACUACUUUGUAUAAUUUCACACUUGAAGACUCAACUGAAGAUUACAUUAACAGAAAAAAAAAUGUAAUGGUGACAUCUAGCACAUUUUUAAAGCCAACAGAGAUUUUUGUUUUAAAUCUCACAUUCACUACCUGAUAUUAUGUCCCACCACUGUGCAAUGUCACCCAGGGGAUUUAUACAAUUGAUUAUCUGCUAAAAUGUGCAGCUUUAAGAGAGCUGGGUAUUUUCCACAUAGCAAUGAUGUUCCCAAACACACUGGGAUCAAUGAGAUGUGUCUCCUGAGGGAAGGAUAUUAAGCAUAAAUGCAGCCAAAGAUCGAAUCCUAUGAAUGAGAGAGAGCAUAAUUGUAGAGCUGCACCUACUUCCUAUUUUAUGAGUUAGGCUAAAAGAAUUUCAUGUAUUUGAGAUGAAAAAAUGGACUGAGUGGACCCUAUGAAGAGACAGCCUCGGUCAGUCUUUGACACAUCAGACUAAAGAGUAUUAGAAAUAAGAACCAAAAUAAAAACACACUACUGUGCAAACUUUUUAGCUACCACACCAAUAAUUUCUUUAUAUUUUGCUAGUAAAGUGAAGUAAAAUAAGAGCACAGAUCUACUGACACAUGUGCAAACAUACAUGGAAAUAAAGCAUAUGUCAAAACAGAGCUUGUGCAACUCUAAAAACAUUGAAAGUCCAUGUUCUAUAUGCCUUCCUUUAUUCUUCUUUGUUAGAGAAGAGCUCUGUUAGAAGUUUUCUAAAUAGUCUUCAGGAACAAAUAUUCUGAGUUUCUUAAAAGACAAAGUUCUUCUCUCGUUAUCGUCUGCUUUUGGUUCUGUUCAGUGUCAAGAUGAACAAAAAUUGCUUCAAGAAUGUUAAGGCAUGAGCUCUGCGGAGCCCAAUUCAUAGUUUUCCAUUAUGUUUUGUUUUUUUCAUGGAUAGUGCAAUGCCUUUUUGCUUUUUUGAAUGACAAAUGAAAUGGGCUGGAAAUGUUCUUUUUUUUCUCAGCAAAACAUGCUUUUUUUGUUUUAAUCAGUUUAAAAUCCUUGUUAUAAAAGCCAAAUGACUCUAACAAAUAAAUAUCCCCUCAAAAACUGUAACCAUCUACUCUAGCAUUUAAUUUAGCAUUCUGUCUUUUUCUUUAGGGUUGUAGGGACCCUAUCUCACACACUUUGAUACGUGGUAAUCAGUUUUUCACAAGCCACACAUGAAUGCAAAUGAAUAUGUUGCUGUUAUAUGUUUUUGCCUCACAUUCUUUUCACACAUUUCUCAAAGCAGCUUGAGACCACUCCCUACUGAAUCACCCACCAACAUAUAUAAUAAAGUAAAAAAUAUUAUUUAUAGGUACCCUUACAUCAUGUCAAUAUGGUCCAAAAUCUCAAUUUUCAACACAUUACUGAAUCUAAUCUGAGAAGAAUUAACAAAAGGGGUCCAACUUGGUUCUAGCAAAGUGUCCUGUACCUAACAAAGUGAUAAGUGCGUAUAUUAAUUUAAUUUGAAAAAGUACCAAUUUGUGGUGAAACCUACAUUUUACAUCGUUUUGAAACAUUUCUCAUCAUUUGUAAAUGACUACAAAAUCUCUCUUGUAGCUGAAAAAGUGCUAAUUGGUAUUGAACUUGAUGUACCUUCUUAAGCUGUUGUUUAUAUUUGCAAAACAGAAGGAAACUGAAACUGAAACAGUGUACAAAACGGCGAUGACUGCUUUGUGAUUUCUCUGAGUGAACAACUACAGUACUCAUCCAUUUUUUUAAAUUUCUGUAUAUAUUUAUAUGAGAGUUAAAUUAAAUUUUAUUGAAUAAAAGGAGAAAGUAAUACAUCUCCAUGUGUGGGACUUACAUGUACCUAAGGAUAGAACGUUGGAUUUGUUAAUGGGAUUUCCCUAACAGGUGAAAAUUAACGUGACAGGAAGUGGAUGGGGCGCUUUGGCACAACACCGAAACACCGGCUAACUGAGACGACGGACUUGUAAAAUGGUUUUCCUGUGACACAAAGUCUGCGCCAAAUAUAAAGGCAUUCGCUGUAGCACAUGAAGGAGGAGUUCCAGGCUGGAGCAAAAAAAGGGAAGAAAACCAAACAUUUGUAAUCGCGACCUCUGUCAGUUCAAGCUAAUAGCUAAGCAAUGUUUUCAUUAGCGACAGGUGUUCCUUCCUCUCCACUCUCUCCUGCUGCUUUACGUCGAGCUCUAUCAACUCUCCGAUGAUGAUGGCAACAGCCAUCAGUUAUAAUCAAGUCAUUUUGAAGAUUAUGCCCUUGUUAAAGACAGGGGUGGGAACUAGAUUUCAUUAUGAGGACAGAUGGUAGCAAACGCUGUUCACCCUAAUGGAGCAUUCAAAGAUCUCUUUCCUCGACUUUCACAUAAGAAAUAAGUUAUGAUUCAGUCUCACAGUGAACGUGAUUUAAUUCACAGAAGGCCAAGUUACUGCAGCUGGCCUUCGAGAGAACUUACCGCAAGUGCACUAAUGAGUGGAGAGAUGCUAUCUUCACACGGCUUAACUGAGACUUUGUCCGCCUUCAGCUAUUUCAAGGAGCUGGGAUACACGCAAGGCUUGCAGGUGACAUCCAAGGGCCCACAGACCAUCCGUAAGGCAGAGGGAGAGAGUGUGACUUUGGGAUGCAGCUACAAACCAAGCCCUCGUGACACUGGGGAACUUGACAUCGAAUGGUCUGUGAUCAGUCCAGACACCACACAGAAAGAUCAAAUGCUUGUAUCCUAUACCGGUGGCACUAAGUACUUCUUUGGUAACCAUGCAUUUGAAAAAGAGCUCAGCUUUGCUGCUGGUGAUCCCUCGAUGGGUGACGCUUCACUGUCGAUUGCUCUGCUGUCACCUGCUCACACCGCUACCUACCAAUGUAAAGUGAAGAAAGCACCUGGAGUGGACAUGCACAAGAUGUCACUGGUGGUAAUGGAGAAGCCGUCUGUACCUAAGUGCUGGGUGGAGGGAGGGGAACUGAUUGGCAAUCCUGUGUCUCUGCACUGCGAGUCUGCAAAAGGCUCCACUCCCUUAAAAUACACAUGGAGGAGAGAAAGAGCUGGCUCCAUCCCUGAUGGAGCCGCACAGAACAGUGUGACCGGAGAGCUGAAAAUCAGCAACCACUCAGAGAGCUUUGCAGGGAUCUACCUUUGUGAAGCAAACAAUGCUGUUGGAGUAGAAAGCUGCAUGCUGAACCUGAAAGCCAACAAACCUCCAAACAGAGCUGCUGUGAUAGUUGGCACCAUUGUUGGUUCCCUGCUCCUCAUCUUUAUCUUCCUGGUCUUCGUUGUGCUUCUGUACUGGAAGUUGAGCAGCAGACAUCGCUAUGAGAAGGAAUUAUCCAAUGACAUCAGGGAGGACGCACCACCUCCUGACAGCCGCCCCGUCAGCCGUCACACAAGCCAGAGCGCCAGUCAGCUCCCACAGGUCACUUACUGCCAGGUCGAUGGCACUGAGGUGAUGAAUGAGGGACUCAGCCACACUCCUUCCAGCACCAGCCACGGACACAGGCUGGUCAAACACACACCAGCGGAGUAUAACAGCAAAUAUGGAUAUGCAGUGUGACACUCAGAGCGAGCUGAAUUAAAGAGAAGUUUCAGGACAGUUUGAAAACUUGAAACUGAAAAUAUGCAGUAGUGGCAGUCCUGCCGAGACUUUAAUUAACCAAAUUCAAAGCUAUGCACUGUGAGGAUUUUAUGAUAACAUUGUUCAAUGUGAUUGCUUUGAGAUAAUCUUAGUAAAAGGAAGUUCUGUUAUUUGAUUGGCUUGGAUAUAUUAGAUUGUAUCAUUCAACAUUUAGGUGGAUGUCUAUAAAGCAGAU